CUUGGUGUUUUCCCAAGUCAAAUAAGUUUGCCAGGAAAAAUGACUCACUUCAUCUACCACCAAUUUUGGUCCUCUCUUUCCCUUCUCCUCCUACCCGCAAAAAACCCUUUCUUCGCUGCUCGUCAUAAGCCAUGGAUUCUCAAUUUCCCGCCGGCGGGACAACCCCAAACCGUCAGCUUCAAAUCCAAGGUCCGCGUCCAGCUCCUCUAAAAGUCAGCAAAGAUUCCCAUAAAAUCAGAAAGCCGCCUUACCCACCAUCCCACGCCGCUUUUGGCCAACCGCCAGCUGCUGCUGCUGUACCGGAUCAACGCCGUCAGCCGGUAAUAAUCUAUGCCGUCUCACCCAAAGUCAUCCACGCCAACGAAUCCGAGUUCAUGUCCAUCGUCCAACUCUACACGGGUCUUUCAUCCGGAGACUUCUCUGGCGCCAGCGACGUUUCCCCGGCAGCAAGGUUGGCAGUGACGGAGAGGGCGAGUCCGAGCCCGAGGGAGAAGAUAGUGGACUCGAGGAUUAUGGGGGAUGGUGGGAUGGACGAGGGGCUGAUUCGACCACCGACAGGGAUACUUUCGCCUGCACCGGAGACGUUGCCUGCAGUAUCGACAGGGAUUUUCUUUACACCAACUUCGGAAGCGAGAAUGAUGUCGCCUUGGCAUGACUGGAGCCCAAUGAUACAUGGAAGUGGAUUCAUGAUGUCGCCAUUAAUUUCUUCUCCAAAUUCCGACAUUUUUGCUCAAAUUUGGAACUUUUAGCCAUUCUUUUUUCAAUAUCCGAAUCAAAUUUUGGGUUUAUAAAUUUGGGAAUUCUAUUGCUAAGAUCAGAUUCAGGGGCUUCAUCAAAUUAUAAUAAUGUUUAUAAUGCCAUAAA
Hibiscus syriacus is the source of this 864-nucleotide messenger RNA. Its product is annotated as protein MKS1-like. Lineage: Eukaryota; Viridiplantae; Streptophyta; Magnoliopsida; Malvales; Malvaceae. The record is from RefSeq and is a predicted model, not a curated record. The transcript has a single exon. Gene Ontology annotation, cellular component: nucleus. Bases 132 to 749 code for a protein of 205 amino acids.